AAGCCGCCGGCGACCAGUUAGCCCGAUUAAUCCAAAACAUUUUUAAAGAAUUACAUGUUGGUGAAAAUCAGCCCGAGCAAGAGAUAGUUGAAAAAAGUUUUAAUUAUUUUCAUCCUAGUUGUGAAAUUGUUGCUGGAAAUUUAGAGGAAGAAUUUGUAAAAAGAACCAAAGGAUACCAAUUCACCAAAAGUUUGUAUAAUUAUGACACCUUUGAUAGUGGCAUUGAAUUUCAAUUUGCGAAGUUAAUUGACAAAACCCAAGAAGAAUUAACUACUACCGCUUCAUCAAAAUUUUUGGCUGAUUUUCAGCCUAGUCAGAAUGCUUUUGUAAUUGAAUUACUGACAAAAGAGGAAAAAAAACUGGUAGGCAAAGCAAUUUUGGACGAGUUUGCCUGUGGAGGCACGGGACUUCAUGCUGCCACCGGACCAAUUUUUAACCCCCGCAAUCUUUCUUAUAUAGUGGGCGGUUCCUCGUCGGGAGACUCCAUUCGUCGCCCUGCUGCCUAUUGUGGAAUAGUUGGCUUUAAGCCCUCUUAUGGCCUUAUUUCUCGUAGUGGAAUUAUCCCCAUGGCCUCCUCUUUGGAUACAGUAGGGAUUUUGGCCCGCAAAGUCCAAGACAUAAAGCCGGUUUUUUCCAUUAUUUCCCAACCCGAUCUGCACGACCUCUUAACAGUGGCAAAACGAAAAAAAAUCCUCUCUCGUCCCAGAAAUAAAAUUGCGGUGGUGGCCGGAAUAGAAAAAUACUUAUCAAGUGAACUAAACAAUCUUUAUCAUAAUACUAUCAAAAAACUGGAAAAGGCAGGAUACCCAAUUGAAAAAAUAACGAUACCGAAAAACAUACGAGAACAUUUACAAAUUACUUAUCUAAUUCUCUGUUCUAGUGAAUUAAUUAGUCAUCUCAAUUCUCUCCAAGGAAUAACUUACGGUCCUCAUGAAAAGAUUGCCAUUACUCACAAGCGAAGUAAAUACUUGGGAGAAAUGGUGAAACAACGGCUAUUAAUCGGGUCUUAUUUUUUAGAAAACCAAGAAUUAUUUGUCAAAGCCCAAAAAAUGCGUUAUUUAGUAGAUAA
Messenger RNA from Racocetra persica, 1069 nucleotides. Lineage: Eukaryota; Fungi; Glomeromycota; Glomeromycetes; Diversisporales; Gigasporaceae. The record is from the annotation of a GenBank genome assembly.